CGGAGCGAAACUCCUCUUGUUGAACACUGAACUGGCCCGGCGGUCGGCGGCUCUGGACGCGGGCAGACGGUGGCUACACAGACCGGGUUGUAAUGAACCACUGCGGCCUGAAUUCACACCAACCCUCCGGUCCGUAAACCACCUGGAAGUUUAAACUCCGCUUCAAACUUUCGGCGGGGCUUUCUCCUCAGUCUGAACUCGUUAAGUCGUUUAGUCUGACCGGCCUGCGAAAACCCGAGGCGUCGGUCUCCCCCCCCACCCCCCUCACAUGUCUUCUCGCUCCUGCUAGAAAAAAAACAACAAACCAGGUGAGCAGGCCGUGUGGCUUCCCCCGGGGACCUGCGCAGGUAACGGGGGUUAGUUUACCUGUACGCACAGCGGUGACGCACGGAUCUCUCUCUCUUGACGCUCCCCUUUCUCGCCCCUACGGCUCUCCCGCAGCCGCCGGAGAACAGAGCACCGGGGAGCCGCCGAGCACCAGGACGGUCAUGGAUCUACCAGGAGAGAGCGAGACCCGGCGGAGGGAAGGCAGGAGGACCCCCGCUGUGAUUAACAGGAGAAACCGACCGGUGGACACGAUGUACGCCGUCGGUAUUAUCUGCCUCCAAGUUCUGGCCAUCCACGCUGCUACCAUCCAGUUCACCAAGGAGCCCAAGUCCCAGGAUGCCUUGCAUGGCCGCAGCGCCAUGCUACGCUGCGAGGUCAGUGAUCCGGCCGACAUCACAUACGGCUGGCACCACAACGGCCAGCCCUUGCAAAACAGCGAGAGGCGCUUCAUGGAGGGCAGCAACCUGAAGUUCACCGCCGUGGAUCGCCAGCUGGACGCAGGGAGCUUCGAGUGCGUCGCACGGAACGAGGCCACGGGAGAGCUGCUCCACUCCACCAAUGCCUCCUUCAAUAUCAAGUGGUUAGAAAGUGGUGGGGUGACAUUGAAGGAGCCAGCCUCAGAAGGGGAGAUUGAGAGCUCUGCGCCCGUGACGUUGCGCUGUCACAUCGAUGGACACCCACGGCCGACGUGCCAGUGGUUCAAGGACGGGGUUAAGCUGACAGAGAAGAGCCAUCAGAUCAACAACAAGGAGAGGACGCUCACCUUUAAGAGUGCUAGCCCGGACGACAACGGCCUGUACUACUGCUGUGCCAAGAAUGCAGCCGGGCACGUCUGCAGCAACAGCAACUUCACUCUCAACAUAAUAGAUAAGAGUUUUCCACGGCCGGUGGUCACUCCUCAGGACCAGGUGGUGUUGAAGAACGAGGAGGCGGCACUCCAUUGCCAGUUUACCGCCGUGCCGGACCCCACGUUGGAGUGGUACCACGAAAACGAGCUGCUGGCAAACAAGUCUCGUCUGCUGCUGUUCCCCAACGGCACACUGCUGAUCACCCAGGUCAAGCUCAGGAACACGGGGACCUACAAGUGUGUAGGCCGUGGCCUCAGUGGGUCCCAUGUUACACUGGAAGCCUCCCUCCUCAUAGCAGAGAUAGAGGAAAUGUCGCCUAAGAUGUCGAAGGUUUUCACAGCGGACACCCUGCAGCGGGUACCCUGUCGUCCCCCGCGCGGCAAACCUGAGCCCGAGGUCUGGUGGGAGAGAGAAGGCCAGCGGGUGCCCACAGAGGGCAGAGUGUACCAGGAUGGCCUGGAUCUGGUCUUCAGUCCCACAGAGGAGGGAGAUUCAGGCGCCUUCACCUGCGUGGCCCAGAACAAGGCAGGACGCAGGACGCAGGAGGUCACCUUCAUCGUUGCCACUGCCCCAGUGUGGGUGACGAGGCCUCAGGACAGCCAGUUGGAGGAAGGUAAACCAGGUUACCUUCACUGUCACGCUCAGGCCAACCCUGAACCUGAGGUCACCUGGCUCCGCAACAACAUCAGGAUCACACAGGAGGACUCUCGUUUUAAGCUGUUCCGUAACGGCAGCCUCAGGAUCAACAAUGUGGAGGUGUACGACGGACAGAUGUACGGCUGUGAAACCAAGACUGUAGGCGGCCGACUGUCUGGACAAGCUAGAGUUAUUGUGCUCGAGAAGCUGAAGUUUACCCCGACCCCCCAGCCUUCUCAGUGUCUGGAGCUGGAUAAUGAGAUCAUCAUCCAGUGCUCCGCUAAAGGCAGAGAGCCCCCCACCAUCCGCUGGACCAAAGCAGACGGAGGAGAGCUGCCACCUCGCGUAGAGCAGAGGAACGGCCAGCUCCACUUCACCAAAGUCACCCGCAGCGACGCCGGCAACUACACGUGCAUCGCCUCCAACAGCCUCCAGGGGGAGAUUAGAGCCCUGGUGACCCUCACUGUGGCCGUGUACAUUCGCUUUAAGGUGGAGCCAGAGAAUACAACGGUGUACCAGGGUCACACAGCCAUCCUGCACUGUCAGGCCACCGGUGACCCCGAGCCCCACAUCCACUGGAUGGUCAAAGACAAGACCCUGGACAUCAGUAAGAACAGAAGGUUCCAGAAGCUGCCCAAUGGCUCCUUGGUGAUUACAGAUGUCACUACAGACGACACUGGCAGAUACACAUGCGUGGCCGGAAACAGCUGCAGCAUUAAAGACCGUGUGGCUCAGCUGUAUGUAGUGGACAAACCAGUGCACUCUAUCGAUGAAGAUGGGGACAGGGCUCCUUACAAGAUGAUCCAAACCAUCGGUCUGUCAGUGGGAGCAGCUGUGGCGUACAUCAUUGUAGUGCUGGGACUCAUGUUCUACUGCAAAAAGAGACGCAACGCAAAAAGACUGCAGAAAGGCCAGGACGGAGAGGAGCCUGAGAUGGAGUGUCUCAAUGGAGGAGCCGUUCAACAAAAUGGCCACACCACCACUGAGAUCCAGGAAGAGGUGGCACUCACCAACAUGGGUACCGUGGCAACAACCGAGAAACGCCACAGCCACGUCAACAAUGACAAGCUCCACUUCGCUCGAGCAAACCUGCAAACCAUCACUACUUUAGGUAAAGGGGAGUUCGGUGAGGUGCUGCUAUGCAAAGCUAAGGGUAUCGAGGAGAGCGAGGAGGAGACGGUGGUGUUGGUGAAGAGCCUGCAGACCCGAGAUGAGCAGCUCCAGCUCGACUUCCGCCGCGAAGCUGAAAUGUUCGCCAAGCUCAGCCACCCCAACGUCGUCCGCCUGUUGGGCCUGUGUAGGGAGGCAGAGCCGCACUACAUGAUCCUGGAGUACUAUGACCUGGGGGACCUGAAGCAGUUCCUGAGAAUUUCCAAAAGCAAAGAUGACAAGGUCAAAUCUCAGCCUAUCAGCACCAAGACCAAAGUUUCCAUCUGUGCCCAGGUGGCUCAUGGGAUGGAGCAUCUGUCCAAUCACCGUUUCGUUCACAAAGACCUAGCCGCCCGAAACUGCCUGAUCAACAGUCAGAGGCGCGUGAAAGUGUCAUCGCUCAGCCUCAGCAAGGACGUCUACAACAGUGAGUACUACCACUACAGACAGGCAUGGAUCCCACUGCGCUGGCUCCCAUCAGAGUCCGUGUUUGAGGACGACUUCUCCACCAAGUCUGACGUGUGGGCCUUCGGAGUUUUGAUGUGGGAAGUGUUCAGUCACGGGGAAUUGCCAUAUACCAAACUCAGCGAUGAUGAGACGCUGGAAGGUCUGCAGACAGGGAAGCUGAAGCUGCCCGUUCCAGAGGGAUGCCCCUCCAAAAUCUACAAGCUUAUGGCCCGCUGCUGGGCGCUAAGCCUCAAGGAGCGCCCCUCAUUCACGGAAAUUGUGCACGCCCUGGGAGAGGUGCCCUCUGACAGCAAAGUCUGAGAUGACCCUAACCCCACAUCAGAGGGGAACUUUGACCAACCCCCUUCCCCCAAAAUAAAGACAGGAAUGCUGGAUUAUUAGUCUCACACAUUUCAGGGAAGAGGGUUGAGGAGAAAACACUUUUUUUAUAUGCAUUUCAAACAGCGGGUGUGUGGAUAAGACUUCUUUGCUAUAUCAGUGGAAACGCACUCACGUUUGUGUGAAAGGCUUCGUUGUGAGCAGUGCCAGGAGUUUACGUUUGCCUUAACCGCAGCAUGGAUGACCCUCCCGACGAGUCCCAGUCUGUGGUUCCACUGUGACCCUGCCUGCCUGUCUGCGGCCGCUCUGUCCCAGAGACACUUUGAAUCACGGAGCCUCACGACCUCAGUGCCUCUACCCCUCCAUACACACGCACACGCACACGCACACGCACACGCACACACACACACACACACACACACACACACACACACACACACACACACAAACACACACACACUCACUCACCCAGAGCUCCAACUGCUUUGUAGGGAUGUUAGAUACAGUGGUUUCACUGGCACUGAUCAAUUGAAAUUAUUAGUGGGAAGUUUACGAAAACCCCUGAAAUUUAGGUUAACUGCUUUGCAAAGUCCAAUGUGUUUAUUAAACUUCAAAGAUUAUUAAAAGGAAAGUGGAAUCAAGUGUGACUUCAGUGGAGCAGUGAAGCUUUAUUAGAUAUUCCAUCAACCACUUAGAAUGCAGCUGAUUUUAACAGACCAGUUUGAAACAAUCUCACUCAACACGAUGCUGAGUCUGCCACCCUAAUCCUGGAGGACACACCUAGCUACUCUUUCUAUCAAGAAUCCAAUACCAGCCUCCCAAGUGUGUGUGUGUAUAUGUGUGUGUGUAUAUGUGUGUGUGUGUGUGUGUGUGUGUGUGUGUGUGUGUGUGCAUGCAUGUGUGCAUGCGCACGCCACUGAACUGUUCCCAUGCUCCAGUGUACGUUCAAAGAAGAAGUGGAAUUGCAUGAAGGUUCGCCGUCUGUUACGCUUGCGAUUUGCGACGUGAGGAGACUUGUGGAAAAAGUAAUUCGUGUUAUGGUAACACUUCAGGACCAUAAAAAAGAUCAAGUUUAUAGCCAAGGAUUAUAUUGAAUAGACGGGAUUGUGCCAGUGUGGGCUUUGUAUGUUUUUUUUUUUAUGAGUGUGUUCUGUUCUUGUAUUAACUUUUGAGGUGCUUAUUGGUCACAACCUAUGGGUGACAAUACCCAUUUUACCGCAUUAACAUUAUCAUGUUGUCUCAUGUUGCAGGAAUUCAGCCUAUCACUGUGUGUAACCUGCGACAUCAUUUUUUCAGAGGUCCAAUCACAGUUUCCCUCCCGGUCCAAUUUGUUUGUGCAAUGUUGCAAAGUGGACCAUCACACCAGGCAAUGUGUAUAUAAUGUAGAAGCCAUGCACUAACUUCACUUAAAAAGAAUAUCCCUCUUUAUCUCUAUCAUGUUGUGUAGUAGGACAUGCAGGUGCCUGUUUAUUUAUGAUGAAGGUCCUGUCUUUUUUAACUGUGUUUAUAAUAGGAAGGUACUUCUCUGAUGUAUUCAUACUCACAGACCAUCUCAAUAUGCGUUCAGUCUGGUAACCAGCUGAAUAUGCUAACACAAAGUACAAAGGAGGUCAAAAAGAGUGACUGCUGGUCACCAGUACUCAUUUAAGUGCCUGGUAAAUGAAGGAUUAUCUUAACUGUUUCCCUCUCGUUUUUUUUUUUUUUUUACUUUAUCUAAUCAAAUGCAAUGGCCUUUGUUUAUCAACUUGUUUUUAUACGUUGUUUUUAGUGUAAUGUUUUGUUUUUAUGAAUGCUAGGCACUCACACCUAGACGUCUUUUUUUUAAUCUGCUUCAGCAAAUGUUCACAAUAAUCACAGAUAUAUACAAAAGUAUACAUGCUGCUGUCAAUAAAGGUUCACAGUGUUUUUA
Dicentrarchus labrax (European seabass) is the source of this 5655-nucleotide messenger RNA. It is a transcript of the gene ptk7b, whose product is annotated as protein tyrosine kinase 7b. The record is from RefSeq and is a predicted model, not a curated record. Gene Ontology annotation, molecular function: protein kinase activity; axon guidance receptor activity; ATP binding. The transcript is spliced from 20 exons. Gene Ontology annotation, biological process: homophilic cell-cell adhesion; protein phosphorylation; synapse organization. Gene Ontology annotation, cellular component: axon; neuronal cell body; plasma membrane. NCBI's taxonomy places the organism in Eukaryota, Metazoa, Chordata, Actinopteri, Moronidae. The coding region runs from base 489 to 3728 and encodes 1079 amino acids.